GCUCUAUCAUGUUCUGCCAAGGUGUAGUUUUCAUUGUACUCCUGGGUGUAAAACAAUCAGUUCUGGAGGUCUUGGGAACUGAAGUGGACCUGAAAAUCAGACCAGGAGAUAAUGUUACCCUCUACAGUGACUGUGUUUGGACCAGUGGUUCACAUAGUUGGUGGUUCAGAAAUUGUUCACAUUACAGACAGCCAUCUUUCAAUGUGUCGACCAAGCAUUUAUUUUCCAUGUCAACUCAAACAACAUUGGAUUCAAAUAUCCCUCGUUACACUUUUCAUCUGAACUCUUCCAGCAAUUCUCAUGAUCUUGUAAUUGAGAACAUAACUGAAUCUGACCUGGGAGUGUACUACUGUUCAAUCUCCAAGAAAAUCGUGGUCGAUGAAGGUGUAAUUAAGCAAACAGAAACUCAUCAUUUUAGUAAAAUCAUCUAUAAGCUGUCCUUUGAAGGCUUCCACCCCACUCCUCCACCCUCUAGUCAUCUUCCUCCUGAUGGUGGUCAGUACUGGAUACUGCUGGUCAUCUUGUGCACGGUGUGUACUCUGCUCUCUACCCUCAUCUCCUCCACCUGUGUGUACUGCCUCUGCCGUAAGACUGCACAUGUGAAAUCUGGGGUGCAUCUGACGAAGAGAGACACUCGAGGAACCAAGCAGGAUGAAGACAAAGAGGUGUGUUAUACUUCGCUGGAUAUGCCAUACAAAGCAAAACCCAAGAAAAAAAUAAAUCAAAACUCUGACUUCAGCACCUACUCUGAGGUCAGAACUCAUCACUGA
This is a messenger RNA of Sardina pilchardus (European sardine), 770 nucleotides long. RefSeq lists its product as uncharacterized. The coding region runs from base 9 to 770 and encodes 253 amino acids. The transcript has 5 exons. Lineage: Eukaryota; Metazoa; Chordata; Actinopteri; Clupeiformes; Clupeidae. The record is from RefSeq and is a predicted model, not a curated record.